AUGCAUCAAAAAACUAACAUCAUCACCGACGAUGAGGUCGCCCAAGCCAUGGCUGCGGCUUCGCAGACCAAGGGCAAGCGUGGAAAGCAGAAAGCAACAGGAGGCUUCUCCUUUUCCACGAAGCCGCAAACCGCGAACAGCAUACCAAGAGUGCCGAAACGGCCACAAACAGCGACUAGCACACCGAGAGCGCCGAAGAGGCAAAAAACGGAUACGAAGAAGGAUCGAAAGCCCGAGACUCAAGAAAUCUUGCCCAUUACCGAACAAGCCAGCCCGUUUCCUCUUCAUCAAGCAAGCCCAGUCACUAUCGAUCGAGGAAAUGCCGCCAAAGACGACGUUUGCAUAGAAGAACGGCUCAUCGGCGACACUGAGAUAGAUGCCUUCAAUCUCGACAGAUCCACUGUUGUUAUUCGGGGCGAAAGCGAGAAUCAGGUGGUUACUACCACAUCGAAUCCUCGUACAGGCGCUAGUUGUUUCUUUGAUACAGCAGUGACUCAAAGCCAAAGUAAUAUACCGCAACAACCUGCUCCAUUCCUCAAAAAAGGGAGGCAUGGCCGCCACGGAGACUUUGUCAACGACCCCGAUAGGCUGACAGGACAUGGUCACCAAAUUCCUCCGGGCGAGCGUCGGCGGUGGGAUGAGUUUACAGUGUUUCGUGGUAGUUUCUGUAGAACUGCAAGUGGGGUGCCAUCUGGCCAAACGAAAGAGAUUUGGAAUAAAUGGCAAAUGUGGUACAGCGGGUUCGUGGAAAGGUUUCCAGGGUACGCAGUCGCUCAUUUGUGGCCAUGUGGCUGCGAGAGAGUAAGUGAUGAUAGCGACAGCGAAGAAGAGUAA
Exserohilum turcica Et28A is the source of this 834-nucleotide messenger RNA. RefSeq lists its product as uncharacterized. NCBI's taxonomy places the organism in Eukaryota, Fungi, Ascomycota, Dothideomycetes, Pleosporales, Pleosporaceae. The transcript has 2 exons. The coding region runs from base 1 to 834 and encodes 277 amino acids. The record is from RefSeq and is a predicted model, not a curated record.